AUGGAUCAAACUCAACAAGAAAUCGGCAUCAAAGUCUACAAUGCAACUCCACCACCACAAGAUGGAAUGCAAAACCUCUCGAACAACAACCCCCCUUCUCCACCAUUGGGGAAGCGUCGUGCCAUGAUGGCAAAGGGCGUCCAAAAAACCCUCUCAAAGACUUCAAUGCUUGGUAACUUCCUUCCAACAGGCACACUCCUCACAUUUGAAAUGGUCCUUCCUGCAAUCUACCAAAACGGUCAGUGCACUCACGUUCAAACCAUCAUGAUCCACUUCCUAUUAUUCCUAUGUGCACUUUCGUGCUUCUUCUUUCACUUCACCGAUAGUUUUCAUGGCUCUGAUGGAAAUGUUUACUACGGCUUUGUGACAACAAAAGGGUUGUCGAUUUUCAAAUCGGGACUUCAUGUGGCAGUUCCAAAGGACGAGAAAUUUAAGGUUGGGUUAACGGACUUUGUGCAUGCCAUUAUGUCGGUUAUGGUGUUUGUGGCUAUUGCUGUGUCGGAUCACAGGGUUACGAGUUGUUUGUUCCCUGGGCAUGAGAAGGACAUGGAACAAGUGAGAGAGAGUUUCCCUUUGAUGGUGGGUAUUGUUUGUAGCGGUUUGUUUCUCAUCUUUCCCACUUCUAGGCGUGGGAUUGGUUGCAUGUCUGCCUAG
Molecule: messenger RNA, 654 nt
Organism: Abrus precatorius (Indian licorice)
Lineage: Eukaryota; Viridiplantae; Streptophyta; Magnoliopsida; Fabales; Fabaceae
Product: protein DMP9-like
Exons: 1
Coding region: 1-654 (217 amino acids)
Biological process (GO): endomembrane system organization
Source: RefSeq, a predicted model, not a curated record